Messenger RNA from Cervus elaphus (red deer), 2966 nucleotides. Its product is annotated as monocarboxylate transporter 1-like. Gene Ontology annotation, biological process: transmembrane transport; monocarboxylic acid transport. NCBI's taxonomy places the organism in Eukaryota, Metazoa, Chordata, Mammalia, Artiodactyla, Cervidae. Gene Ontology annotation, molecular function: monocarboxylic acid transmembrane transporter activity. Gene Ontology annotation, cellular component: membrane. The transcript has 5 exons. Bases 175 to 1650 code for a protein of 491 amino acids. The record is from RefSeq and is a predicted model, not a curated record.
CCGCUGUCUGGCCAGCUCCGGUGGCGUGCGGAGCGCGUGGUGUGCAGGUGAGCUCUGCCCAGCGCCAUCCGGGUCCGUCCCGCCCACGCCCACGCUCACGCUCACGCGGCGCCGGGAGCCGCGGACCUCGAUAUCUGGAUUUGAACUGGAUUUUAGAAUUCAUCUUUACUUACAAUGCCACCAUCAAAUGGAGGUCCAGCUGGAUACACCCCACCAGAUGGAGGCUGGGGGUGGGCAGUAGUCGUUGGAGCUUUCAUUUCCAUUGGUUUCUCUUGUGCAUUUGGCAAAUCUAUCAGUGUAUUUUACAAAGACAUUGGAGAAGUAUUUAAAGCCAGCUCCAGCGAAGUGUCGUGGUUAUCUUCCAUCGCGUUUGCUGUCAUGUAUGCUGGGGGUCCUAUUAGCAGUAUCCUGGUGAAUAAAUACGGCAGUCGCCCUGUCAUGAUUUUCGGUGGCUGCUUGUCAGGCUGCGGCUUGAUUGCAGCUUCCUUCUGUAGCACUGUGAUGGAGCUUUACAUUUGUAUCGGAGUUAUUGUGGGUCUUGGGCUUGCCUUCAACUUGAAUCCAGCUUUGACCGUGAUUGGCAAGUAUUUCUACAAGAAGCGACCGUUAGCAAAUGGACUAGCCAUGGCAGGCAGCCCUGUGUUCCUCUUUGCCAUGGCCCCUCUCAACCAGGCUCUUUUUGCUCUCUUUGGCUGGAGAGGAAGCUUCCUAAUUCUGGGGGGCCUCCUACUAAACUGCUGUGUGGCUGGAGCCCUGAUGAGACCAAUAGGGCCCAAGCCAACCACUGCAGAGAAAGAGAAGUCUAAAGAAUUCCUUCAGGAAGCUGGAAAAUGUGAUGCAAACAAGGGGGCAGGUAAUCCAAAGACAGGAGUUAAUGGUGGAAACUCCCCAAAGGAGAAACAAUCACUUUCUCAAACAGUUAACAAACUUUUGGACCUAUCCCUGUUCAAGCACAGAGGCUUCCUGCUGUACCUCUCUGGGAAUGUGAUCAUGUCUUUUGCGGUGGCUGCGCCUUUAGUCUUUAUUAUCAAUUACGCCAAGAGUCAACAUCACUCUGGUGAGAAGGCUGCUUUCCUUCUUUCCAUUCAGGCUUUUGUUGACAUGGUAUCCAGACCUUGUAUGGGAUUUGUAGCCAACACAAAGUGGGUAAGACCACGAAUUCAGUACUAUUUGGCUGCUUCUAUUAUCGCGAAUGGAGUAUGUCAUAUGCUAGUUCCUUUAACUUCCAGCUACAUAGGGUUCUGUGUCUACUCGGGAUUCCUUGGAUUUGCUUUUGGGUGGUUUGGUGCCGUACUGUUUGAAACACUGAUGGACCUUGUGGGAGCCGAGAGAUUCUCCAGUGCUGUGGGAUUGAUGACCAUUGUGGAGUGCUGUCCUAUGCUCCUGGGGCCACCAGUUUUAGGUCAUCUCGGUGACAUAUAUGGAGACUAUAAAUACACAUACUGGGCAUGUGGCAUAAUCCUUAUUGUCUCUGGCAUCUAUCUUUUCAUCGGCAUGGGCAUCAAUUACCGACUUGAGGCUAAAGAACAGAAGGCAGAAGAGAAACAGAAAAAGGAAAGUAAAGAGAUGGAACCAAAAGAAGUUGUUAAAGCUGCUCAGUCUCCAGAACUGAAUGGUACAGAAGAAGGACCCAAAGAGGAGAAACUCUGAGGCUGAAAUCAGGGAUAAACAGAAGCUUUGGACCAAAGAUACAUGAAAAAUGCUACUGAAUCAUGUUCUACUCUUGGUGCUUACCAUGGACAGUGGACUCUUAUGUAGAAGUCAGAUCAGGUGUUCACUGAUGGAACUUUUAUUCUUUCCUCUACACCCAUGAUAAUAAAUAAGUCACACUUUUUAGGGGCAAGGGACAUCUGCAAAAGAUGACAGAGGAAAUAGCUUUUAUUUGAAGUCAUAUUUAUUAAGGUAUAUUUAUAUACUGUUCAUACUCCUUUUAUAAAAGUGAAGUUUAAUGAAUUUUGACAAAGUUCUUUUGUCAAAUAACUACCAUUCCAAUGUAGAACAUUUCGAACAGCCAAGAUAAUUCCCUUCUCCUCCUUUGCAGUCAAUCCUCUCUCCUUAACUAAAUCACCUGAUACCUACUUCCCCUAUGCCUGCAUGCUCAGUAGUGUCGACUCUUUGGGAUCCCAUGGACUAUGUAGCCCACCAGGCUCCUAUGUCCAUGGGAGUCUCUGGAGUGGGUUGCCAUGCCCUCUUCCAGGGGAUUUUCCCCACCCAAUUCAUAUCUCUUGCAUCUCCUGCAUUGAUAUGGGGUUCCACAGGCCACCUGUGCCAACCAUCACUGCCUCCUUCCUGGAGACAGCAUUCCUGUGAUUCCCCCUCCAGUCACCAUUCAGCUGCAAAUGACCGUUUAACUCAGGAAGCCAGAGCUGUCAGUGCUCACCCACAUCACAGCAUUAUUGAACAUUAUCUUAAUGAGAUCAGCCUUCUGAUCUGAGGCGACUCUUUACUACUGUGCCACCUGGGAAGCCUGUAUGGAACGACAUAGUAUGUAACUGUGGCAUGAUAGCAUAUAUUUGAUCUUUAUCCUCAGUUCCUGGUAUACAGCUCCUAGAACGCUUGGAACCUUGGGAGUGAUGAGAGUAUCUUUUGCAUGCUAAUUAAGUGACUGGUGGCUGGAGGCCCCCUUCCUAACUUCAGGAUGGGGGCUAGUCUCUAGGAAGGCCAAGGCAUGAUUAGAAGGUUGGCUCUUUCAGCCCCAUCCCCUGACCUCUGGGGAGGGGAGAGGGACUGGAAAUUGAGUUCAAUUAUUAGUGUCCAAUAAAAUAAUCGAUCACACCUAUGUAAUAAAACCCCCUAAACUACAGAGAGCUUCCUGGCUGGUGAGUAUCUUAAGGUACUGGGAGAGUAGCGUGCCCAGAUAAGGCAUGGAAGCUCCCUGCCGCUCCUCCCCUCCAUAUUUUGCCCUAUGACUCUCUUCCAUCUGGCUGUUCUGAAAUGCAUACUUUACAAUAAACCACUGAAUGUAA